CCUAAAAGAACGGUAUGUGCAUUUCGGUUAAUUUUGUUUAUAGUUUUAAGUCAGCUGAUUCUGACAGACGAGAAAAAACAGGGAUAUUUUGAGCUACCUGAUUGAGUAAGAACCAUGGCAAGUCGUGGAACAACAGAGACACAGAAGUUGCGGCAACAGCUGGAAGAACAGCUGGAUCGACUGGUAGCUCAGCUUGCAGAUUUGGAGGAAUGCAAAGGAGAAUUGGACCCAGAAGAAUACGAUGAGGUUCACAAAGACACAAUUGAACAGCUGAACGAAUUCCAGGCCUCUCUAACUCGCAUGAGCAGUGGGAACAUGACUCUUGUUGACUCACUGAGUGCUAUGCAACUGGCAAUACAGGCAGCCAUCUCCCAAGCCUUCAAGACACCUGAAGUGAUUCAGAUGUUUGCGAAGAAGCAACCUGAUCAGCUGCGUGAAAAGCUGUUCCAGAUUGAGAGAGACCAGAAAAUUGGAAAGCUAACCAUGGAUUCUUAUACACAACAAAAGCUCGAGAUCCUGAGUGCAUUGCAAAAACUGGGAGAAACACUGGAGGAAGGAGAACAAAGCUUCUUAGACGCCCAUGCCUCAUCACUCAUGAAAAACUUUGAUCAAGUCACUGAUGAUGAAGGGUCAACUCAGAAGGUCCUUGAAAUGGCUCGACAGGGACUGCAAUAGACUCAGAUACAAGGUUUAGCAUUACUUACGAUUUGCCAAUAGAUGAAACGACUGUACUUUUCUUCCUACACUAAUGAAUGUUUUUCCUGCAAUUCCUAUCUAUUUCUAUGACAGGAAAAUUUUAUACCUAAGUUAUUGUAGAUUUCUUACCAAGAGUAGCAAGAUUACUAAGGAGAAAGAGUAUGUCCAAAAAGGAGAGGAAUAUUGUUCCAUUACAAAGCAGUUUGUAUGCAUCCACUUUCAGCGUUCAGAUUUUACGUGCCUUUCAGGAAAUAACAGGGAACAUGAUUUAAGUAUAAGUAGGUAGCUUUGUGUCUCAGGAUGUUUGUGGAAUUUUGAAGAAUUACAAAUGAUUUAGAUAUAGGAUUAUUCUCUUGUAUGGGCACACUCUUGUAUAAGAUAUAUAAUUUUUAUAAUCCAUUUUUUUAUGCAUCUUUUUGGCCAUUAUUCAUAGCAGUAUUUUUUAUUAGUCAGAUUCAAUGGGUGAUAUGACUGUAUAGUAUAUUGAUUAUAUUUUAUAUUUUACAGUAGAUAAUGCUGCAAGUCAACUGAUUGAUCUUCCAUACUCAGAUACAUGGGGUUUGUGUAAUUUUUUAGUGUUUUAAACAGUAGAUGGUAAUGAUUUUAUUUUACUUGUUGCAUUCAGUGAUGGUGAAGCAGUUGAUUCAUAUUAUGCUAACAUUUUACAUUUUCUUUUAAUAUGGGUGUGUGGAAAAUAAGAAUCAUUGUCUGUCUAGAAAAAGAGAUUUUUUUUUUAUUAUAAUUACAAUUAUUUGGCAAUUGUCUUUCUCUCUUCUGUAUUUUACUAACCUUAGAACAAGCACAGAAGAAUGUAUUUUUGUACCAAUUAUUAGUAUAGGUUUCGGCUGUGACAGCAAGUGUAGGACAGCUAGUCGUGUGAGGUGUAAAAUAUAAACUGUUCAUUGUGACAUCUGUAGGAAAGGAAUGAAUGUGAACUGAUUAUUUUACAAUGCAUAAUAUGUAAGUAAUAUUUUGAUAUUACAUAAAGUGAUUGAUUCUAAGCA
Penaeus vannamei (Pacific white shrimp) is the source of this 1700-nucleotide messenger RNA. RefSeq names its product protein LZIC. The record is from RefSeq and is a predicted model, not a curated record. NCBI's taxonomy places the organism in Eukaryota, Metazoa, Arthropoda, Malacostraca, Decapoda, Penaeidae. Gene Ontology annotation, molecular function: beta-catenin binding.